This is a messenger RNA of Schizophyllum commune H4-8, 830 nucleotides long. RefSeq lists its product as uncharacterized. Bases 185 to 595 code for a protein of 136 amino acids. The record is from RefSeq and is a predicted model, not a curated record. NCBI's taxonomy places the organism in Eukaryota, Fungi, Basidiomycota, Agaricomycetes, Agaricales, Schizophyllaceae. The transcript is spliced from 3 exons.
CGCCACCCUCUAUCAGGUCGUGCAGAUGUUGAUAUAUAGUGCAGCUUCCCGAUGACGAGACACAUCCCGUGGCCUGAGCUUCUUCAAAGGACGUACAAAAGGUCGUGAGACAUCCCUGACUUCCUCCGUGGACUGCGGCCAAUCCUUGUUUGUCUCCUAUCCAUCCUCCACCGUCGCGCAAGCUAUGUCAACCAGGGUUUUUGGCAAAACGCACCCCAACGGCCAACGUCGCGUGCCUAUAUCGGAUGUUCGCAGCCUCUAUCCAGAGCUCGAUAUUCCACUAUCCUGCUAUCACAAAGUUGGGAUACUCGAUGUCUCGUCGGGGACCCCUGUUCCAGCAGGGAGCAUCGACCCUACCAAUCUCGUUACACCCGGGCAAGUAAAGGUGGCGAAUGAAAACAAAGCCAGAUUGAGGAACAAGGCCAAGGCCAAGUCGUCGAAGCCUCGUGGGGAAUUUCCGAGACGCUCCAACGCGUAUCGGGGAGGAUCGCGCUCGUACGGCAUCGACGAAUCCAUGCGGAACCUGCUGGAUGACAUAAGUUCGGGAUUUGGAUGCACUGCGCCUGGUAUGGCGUAUAAGCACUGGGACGACUAGUGCUUGCGCGUCUGAACAAUGGCCUUCAGGAGCACAUGUGAUUCGAUUAACUCCGCCGCGGAACCAAAUUCCACGUGUCAAGGCACAUUUGGUUCCGCUCGUGGACGUCGAGGGUUGGUCCUGGCCACCAUGCCACUGCAGCACUGCCCGCAGCUAGCCCCGGCGCCUUCUUUCAGGUUCUUUCAUUGAUACACAAUCUAAGCCGGCGUUUGUGUCGCCUCGUGUUCUAGUCAAA